Botrytis byssoidea is the source of this 1011-nucleotide messenger RNA. RefSeq lists its product as uncharacterized. The transcript has 3 exons. The record is from RefSeq and is a predicted model, not a curated record. The coding region runs from base 1 to 1011 and encodes 336 amino acids. NCBI's taxonomy places the organism in Eukaryota, Fungi, Ascomycota, Leotiomycetes, Helotiales, Sclerotiniaceae. Gene Ontology annotation, molecular function: protein binding.
AUGCCAAUGGAGAUCCUUCAGCGCAGCCUCAAGUAUCUUGACAUUGAAACUCUGGUCAACAUUCGCCGUUGUUCUCAAUAUUGCAGGCUGGCAGUUGAUGAUACGCUGGAAUGGCAAGAAAUCUCGGAAAAUGCUCCAGAGGCCUUGCGCGCCAUUUUAUGUACUGGUGUGGGAUCCCAUAUACUUCUGCUCCAGUUGCACCAUGCCUUAACAAACCCUAAAUGCGUAUUCUGCAAAAGAAUCGCAUAUUUGGAUGGUGAAGAAAUGAUGGGUGCCUUUUUAUCACUCUUUGAAGGGAAGCGAGCUUGCGGUUAUUGUCUCCGGAAUGAUAUCUCUCUUAGAUCCAUCCCAUAUGUCGACUUCAUGCGACUCCAGCGUCCCAACUCUGCAAUCCAAAUUCGGCCCGAGGUGCGAAAUCCACCAAAGUUACGAACGCUUCCAGGUACCUACGGCUACUAUAAGUACAAGAGCUCUGAGCGUCAGCUUCUUGUCCCCCUGGGUGAAGUCGAAUACCCGCAACGAAAGACAAUUAUUGCUGCGCUCACGACACGAAUUAUCCCUAAGCAUCCAUUCGCUGCUCGCCCAGUAUUGGACAGAUAUCUUGCGCCACACAAUGCCUACGUGGGAUUCGAACGCGAGGAUGAGAUUGCCCGUCGUUACAUGACUGCUAUUUCAUUUCCUUACUUUGGAAAGACUCAAACUCACCCCAAUGACAAAAAGCGUGUGGCUUUUCAUGGUUGCGUGGAGUGUCAUCUUCAAGAGAGAUUCCACGAGAUUCUAUUCUUGGAAUCUCUCAAUCCGGGUGGCGCCGACGCAGGAGACAUGAUAUGUGCGGAGUACUUAUACAAACAUCAGACGAGACAAUGGCUCAAUGAUGUAGCUGCGGAGAAGAUACAUGCGAGAGAUUAUCACGAGCGGAUCGAAGGAGGGGAAGUAGAGUGGAGAAAGCGAAGACAGGCGCCAAUCCCAAUUUUCUGUGAACCGGAUAAUUCAGAAGAAUUUCGAAUGUAA